Messenger RNA from Cercospora beticola, 3729 nucleotides. RefSeq lists its product as uncharacterized. Gene Ontology annotation, molecular function: actin filament binding; microfilament motor activity. The record is from RefSeq and is a predicted model, not a curated record. Gene Ontology annotation, cellular component: cytoplasm; myosin II complex; myosin filament. NCBI's taxonomy places the organism in Eukaryota, Fungi, Ascomycota, Dothideomycetes, Mycosphaerellales, Mycosphaerellaceae.
AUGGCCAGCAUGUCCGCGAAAGAAUGUAACCCGGACGACAUCCGCGAUGAGAUGAUGCGUGAUGGCUAUGGCGAGGACGCUUUCACUCAGAACUGCGAUUCUCAACUGCCUGAGAAUGACUCCGCGAGCGGCCUUGCACUUGCAAGCGGAGAGCGCUCUGGCCCAAGCAGCGGUCAUUGGCUUCCAUCCACAGAGCCGAUCAUGUACAGCCAAGAGCCUGCGCCUGAUCGGCUCAACGGUUUAGGCUCCGAUAUCGAGACGGCGACGGAGAACCACGUACCUCCAGACGCAACACUCCAUGACAUGCAGCGAUCAAGUGGCGCGGUUCCGAUACAUCGACCUGAGAUUACGCUUUCCCCUGCUCCUGUUCCUCGUAACCCUGAGGAACCAGUGCUAGGGAAGCGAAAGAGGACGCAAGCCUUGGAGAAGCAAGAGACGAGCCCACAAAGUGCUGAGCGGAAGUCUUCCUAUGGCGUUCCCCGAGCUCAGCAUCUGCGAGUCAAAUCAACACAGCCUGGAAACCGUCACUCUUCUCACUUGCCUCUGCAGACACAUGCUUCUCGUUUGCAGCUCCGCCAGGUACCACUCGAGCAAGCUCUAUCGCGACGUAGUACAUUUUCGACGACGCGGACCGCUGGUUCCUCAAGCUCAAGCCGUGCCAGACCAUUCUGGGCAGCUUUACAGCCCACGCGUCGCGAACAGGCUCUGCCAGAGACACAAGUUCCAACCGACAGCCGCCAGGCAGAGCUUUCUGAUGAGUCCCGUACACUCGGGGCGGAGAGUAGUAUUGGAGACGUUGAGACUAUUGACGAUCCCGAACACAAAUCUGGCAUGCAGGCUGUACAGCCCACUGAUGGAGAUUCACACGUUUUGAACGAGCAGCAGCAGGGGCGAGUGGACCGACUACAAAAUCAAGCGAAGACACUGAAGAUAUUCAUGGAAGGCCUCGGCAAGGACAUGCACACUCUCAAACAGGACUUGGACGCUCGCCACAGAAUCGCUGACCAAGUCGAGGCAAGAUCCGCCGAGCAGAUGGCCGCACAGGAUGCACUGCUCGAGAAGGCGACUCAUUUGAAGAGUGAAGCAUUGCAGCUUGCCCGAGAUGCUACAAACGAUCUUGCAGUCCUUCGGGCUCGGACCAAAUCGCUCGAGGAGCAGCUGCUUGACCAAUCCAACGUUCUUUCCACGGAGAAGAGUAAUCGACAGCAUUUGCAGACACAGCUGGACGCGAAUGUGAAUCACAACGUUCUUCCUGAGAUAAAGUCUUAUGCCCGUAACAUCCUCGACAAGCUACACAAAAUCCAGGCAGACCUGGACAAUGGAGACCGCGGCAAUUCAAAUGAGUUGCUGGAGAAGCUGCUGGCUGCAUCAACGGGCCUGAAUUCACAACUGGCCACAACCGUAGAGAGUGUUGCAUCGAUCAAAGCAGUAUUGGACUCUGUCUCAACCAGUGUUGCUGCUCACAUUCCAACGCACGACUUGGACUCUGGAAUCGAUGUCUCCCUCAAGAAGCACUUCGACGACGCGUUGGAGGAUUUGAGGGCCAGCCUGAGCCAACAAAUCAAGUUAGCCGAACAAACGAUUGUUGAUCGUGAGACCAUGGCACACCUCAGGCAGCAGCUACAAGCUACGAAGGAUGGAGCUACAGACCUGGCUUCCAACCUGGACAGUCGCACAAGAGAAUUGGCCGCCGUCCAAGCACAGCACGGGGCUCUACAGACUCAGCUCGCUGCGCAACAGAAGUCCUGCGAAAACACGCACUCGGAGAAGUUGGCUCGCGUUGAACUCGAAUUACAGGAAAAGGCACGGCUUUUGCAAACCACAAAUUCAGACCUUGCAGCGAUGACCGGUGAGACCGAGUCACUGCGUGCAAGUGUAGAGGCGCUUCAGAAAGAGCUGGCUGAUUGGACUGCACAUGUUUGUCCAGACCUCGACCAGCAACAGUAUGAGGACAAAUUGGCGGUGGCAGUGGAAACAGCGAGGAAGGAGACCACCAAAGCCGCCAACGAUCUGCAUAUUCACACGAAGAUGGAGAGCGAGAACAAGCUGAAGCAAUUGAGCACGAGAGUGGAGCAGCUCGAAGCGGAAUUGGUUUCUGUCAGGAGCAAAGCCACAAUGCCCUCUCUCCGUGAAAGCGAGCUUCAAAAGCUGCAAGAGCUGGCUCGCAACAAGGAAGCGGAAGUUCAGAGCUUACAGAACCGCACGAACGAACUCGUGACCACGAACAGCCACCUGGAGAAAACAAAUGCGUCACUGAAUGUGCAACAUGAAGCGCAGAAACAGCACCUGCAGGAGACGAACGAGACGAAACAGAAGCUCAGUCAGGAACUCGAAAGCAUCAAGAACCAGCUCGAAAUUUCCAAGCAGGGGUUGCAUGCGGCAGAGCAUAAGCUGGAGCAAUCUCAGAACGAUGCUCGCCGUCAGCUGGAGGACAAGGAAGUCACGUGCCAGAGACGAGUCGAAACCCUGCAGCACCGUGUAGAGCAGAUGGGAGCCGAGUUGUCAAAGCAUGCAGAGGAUCGACGCAAGCAUCAGCACGAGCUCGAGCGCGUCCGGGCCGAUCACCUUCAAGAGCACAAGAAGGAAGUCACUCGCUUGACCAACCAAGUGGCCGACUCUGAACGUGAGAAGGCUCGAGCUCUCGCAGAAUGCCGGCGACUCACCGACGAGCUGUCCGCGAUUAGAGGCAUUCCAGGUGCCGCUCAAGGUGUUCUAGAAACUCUCGGCUCGACAAAUUCAACUGUCAUUGUACCCUGUAGUCAGCAGCCAAGCGGUGCCACGGGAACGAAUCGAUCGCAGAGCGCCGCCAUCACUGGAGUCCAAGGUGAUCUUGCAACGAGAUCGGUCGUACAGUCUGGCCAAAUUCCAACGUUACCUGCAGUCGUGGAAGAAUUACAGGACGAUGUGUCCGGAGCCAUGAUGCAGGAUGCGGCCAUGUCGCAAAACUCCCUUGGGCCAGUGAUUGAAGAGUCCCAAUGUUGGGAAGAUUUCAUUAACCAUCAAGCUAAGAUGUCUUCACCACUAGUAUCGAGACAGAACCGUGAGCUAGGAGCUCGAAACGGCGGCAAGAUUGAGCAACCGCAUGAGAAGCGUUCCGUCGUUCCAACCGCAGCGCGAUCUUCUGUUCCACAACAAGAUUUGCCUACAUUCGCUGGCUUCAAUGCAAGCCAGACAUUGAGCCAACCAAUCAUUGCCUAUGAGGAUCAUGAGGACCAGCAUGCCAGGACGGGGACAGGAGUCGAGAACGACCACGACAGCAAUCCCGUGACACGAAUGCCGCGCCCGAACUCUUCUGCAAAGCGCUUGAAGCCAAAUGCCGGUCUGCAGCGCGCCCCAAACGCAAUGCAUACUCAGGGCUCGGGGAGUCGAUUCUUCCCACAUUACGUGACUCCGAAGCCGCCCCAUGGGUCCGAUACUGCCAUGCAAGGAGCAGUUGCCGGGCAGAGUAGCUCUCCAGAUGUCAUCACGAACCAGCCAGUAGAUACGGGCUUGUAUCUUGGCUCUCGGCAUGGCCAGCGUGGAGCGGAUACCGACGCCAGCGUGCGCAAAGCUGCGCCUCAGAUCAAGCACAAGUCCACCAAGGACCUCGCAGUAGGUUAUGGAUGGCAGAAUGUGGCCGAGGGCUCGGGUCGAGCUGAAGCCCAUAGCAGCCAACAGUUCAGCCAAGCCGCGAUAGGAGGGCGCCCACGACAGACUCGUGGCACUAAAAACAUGACGAAAGGUAAGUGA